UUAAAGGCCUUCAAGCCUAGAGAGAAAGCAAACAAAUAACAAAAAUAAUUAGUGUUUUUGGGACGAACCAAAAGAAAAUGGAUUUGUCGGAUUUAGAAUACAGCGAUGCGGGAGAAUCAGGUUGGACAAUGUACUUAGACCAUUCUUCUUCUGUUUCAUUCCAUCAUUUUGACGAUGCCAAUGGAGAAACAAACCAAGAACAUGAUCAAGAUUCUUCAAUGGUGUCGGAUGCAUCAUCCGGGCCUCCUUAUUACUCUAAAAAAGCAGUCCCUGAGGAUCCUCUCCAGCAAAACACACAAUAUUGGUGCAAGAGCACAAUCAAAAACAAGAAGAAAGCUCAUGAAGAACAAGGAUAUAUUGAACGAUUCAAUUCUUGCCUUGAUGACACAGCUUCUUCAUUGGCAAAAUAUGAAUUGGGCUUCCUACAACAAGCUUCCCCGGUAGAGAAAUUUGCAUCGGAUCAUCAAGGUUAUGAUGGCAGUAACCAGAUAAAGAGAAGAGGAUAA
This is a messenger RNA of Eruca vesicaria subsp. sativa (arugula), 506 nucleotides long. The record is from the annotation of a GenBank genome assembly. NCBI's taxonomy places the organism in Eukaryota, Viridiplantae, Streptophyta, Magnoliopsida, Brassicales, Brassicaceae.